This is a messenger RNA of Camelus dromedarius (Arabian camel), 2626 nucleotides long. RefSeq names its product 3-hydroxyisobutyryl-CoA hydrolase (gene HIBCH). Gene Ontology annotation, biological process: L-valine catabolic process. NCBI's taxonomy places the organism in Eukaryota, Metazoa, Chordata, Mammalia, Artiodactyla, Camelidae. Gene Ontology annotation, molecular function: 3-hydroxyisobutyryl-CoA hydrolase activity. The transcript has 14 exons. The coding region runs from base 155 to 1315 and encodes 386 amino acids. Gene Ontology annotation, cellular component: mitochondrion. The record is from RefSeq and is a predicted model, not a curated record.
CGGCACCUGCGCAGUAAAGUCCUGCCCCAGGGCCUCUCUGGCCGUCUGGAGGACUUGUCCUCUGUGACCGGAGGCGGUGGUCGGGUCUGACGUGCGGCGUGACGUGAGAGUGCGCAGACUCGUCUGGGCUGCUUUAGGCUCGUUUGUUUUGGCGAUGGGAUUGCAGGAAGUGUGGAGACUCAUGUCUAGGUUUAAUUCAUCCAGAAGGACUAAUGUCAUACUGCAGCAUUUGAAGGUGUCUAAGCACACAGAUGCAGCAGCAGAAGUGCUUUUGGAAAGAAAAGGUUGUGCAGGAGUGAUAACGCUAAACAGACCACAGUUCCUGAAUGCACUGAAUCUUAAUAUGAUUCGGCAGAUUUAUCCACAACUAAAGAAGUGGGAACAAGAUCCAGAAACUUUCCUGGUCAUCAUAAAGGGAGCUGGUGGAAAGGCUUUCUGUGCUGGGGGUGAUAUCAGAGCACUCUCAGAAGCUAGGAAGACGGACCAGAAGAUGACUCAGGACCUCUUCAGAGAAGAAUAUGUGCUGAACAAUGCCAUUGAUUCUUGCCAGAAACCAUAUAUUGCACUUAUUCAUGGAAUUACAAUGGGUGGGGGAGUUGGUCUCUCAGUUCACGGGCAAUUCCGAGUGGCUACCGAAAAGUCUGUUUUUGCAAUGCCAGAAACAGCAAUAGGGCUGUUCCCUGAUGUAGGUGGAGGUUAUUUCUUGCCACGACUGCAAGGAAAACUCGGAUACUUCCUUGCAUUAACGGGAUUCAGGCUGAAAGGGAGAGAUGUGUACACAGCAGGAAUUGCUACACACUUUGUAGAUUCUGAAAAGUUGGGCUUUUUAGAAGAAGAUUUGUUAGCCCUGAAAUCUCCUUCAAAAGAAAAUAUUGCAGAUGUCUUAGAAACUUACCAUACAAAGUCUAAGAUUGAUCAAGACAAGUCUUUUAUACUUGAGGAACACAUGGACAAAAUAAACAGUUGCUUCUCAGCCAAUACUGUGGAACAGAUUAUUGAAAAUUUACAGCAAGAUGGUUCAUCUUUUGCCUUAGAGCAGCUGAAGGUAAUUAAAAAAAUGUCUCCAACAUCCCUAAAGAUCACACUAAGGCAACUCAUCGAGGGGUCCUCAAAGACCUUGCCGGAAGUAUUAACUAUGGAAUAUCGACUGAGUCAAGCUUGUAUGAGGGGCCAUGACUUUCAUGAAGGCGUUAGGGCAGUUUUAGUAGACAAAGACCAGAGUCCAAAGUGGAAACCAGCUGAUUUAAAAGAAGUUACUGAUGAAGAUUUGAAUAGCUACUUCAAAUCUCUGGGAAGUAAUGAUUUGAAAUUUUGAAGUGACUGGAUUUUUAAAAUACUAUUUUGGAGCAGAGGUUGGCAAACUAUGGUACAUGGGCCAGAUCGGGCCUGCUGCCUGUUUUUUAUAUAUCCCUUAGCUAAGAAUGGUGUCUGCAUUUUUAAAUGGUUGGGAAAGAAAUCAAAGACCAAUACUGCGUGGCAUGUGAAAAUUACAUCAAAUUCAAAUACCAGGGUCCAUAAAUAAAGGUUUAUUGGAACAUAGCUGUACCCUUCCGUUUACAUAUUACCUGUGGCUGCUUUGAGCAGCUGCAAGAGAGAUUGUAAAGCCUACAAAGCCUAAAGAAUGCACUAUCUGGUCCUUUUCAGCAAGUUUGCCAGCCCCUAUUUUAAAAAAUGGGAAAAUUUGAUGAGUCUUUAGAGAUCCUUAGUUAGUGUAUCUAACUGAAAUGGGAACUUAAUGUUUUGGCUUUGGGUAAUGGUUUUAAAUGUUGAUUAAAUAAACAUAUAUAGGUUAUAAAAAAAUUAAAACCCUGAAAAUUUUUUGGAUACUAUGUUAACACUUCAUAGAAUUUUCUCCAUAUAUAAAUCUAUUUUAAAAUAAUUAUGAGUUACUGUAGCAGAAGUGUUCCUUUUAUAACAUUAGAAAUCUCAGGCAAAGAGAAGAGAAAGAGGUUUUUAUGAGGCUGUCUUUCCAGUAUUAUCAGCUCAGCCUUGGCCGUCCCUGAAGUUAAGCAGAAUUCCUUCCUACGGUGAAAGUAACAGCAUUAUUUUUUGUUGUUUGUGGUAUUUGCUAAUCUGGCAGAAUGAGGCAUUAGGAAACUCUAAUCUCUAAGAUAGAGACAUUUUGCUUUCUGCAAUUUACACCAGAAUUUUGUGUGGUAACAGUUACUCGUCCUUACACAGUUCAAAGCAGGAGAAAAAAUUGAAAAUGAGGACUUCUGUUCAAAAUAAAAAUACCUUCAGUAAUUAGUCUGUUGACAAAAUGAGUUGUUUUUGUUUUUGUUUAAGGUACACAACUGUAGGUGUUCCAGACUUGGAAUGUUAAUGUCUAGGUAAGAAUCAUUUUAAAAUUAAAGGCCAGCGUACAAUUUAUUUUAUAGCUUUGUACAGUUUUCCUUCAUUUAUAUGCCUCAGAAACUAAGAGAACUUUAGGUCGGGAAGAACAAAAAGUUGGCAAAACUGAAAAAGACAUCAAGGAUUAUAUCCUGCACCCUUCUCGUAGAUGAGGAAAUUGAAGUCCAGAAGGAAUUGCUUUAAAUUUUCUGUUCUUAAUAUAUUUAACAUGAAGCAUUUUCCACCCCCCAAAAAUUAGGAACAGAUUUGGAAUAAAGAUGCCAUGAUAAAUGAA